AUGUAUCUGCGAUAUUACAAACAUAUCCUCGCCAUUAUGUUUGCCGUAGAGGAAAUUAACAGGAAUCCUUUGCUUCUCCCUAAUGUUACUUUGGGCUAUGAGAUCUAUGACUCGUGUGACUAUGUCUCGAAAGCAGUGGAAGCCACUUUGAAAUUGUUCUCUGGGAGACAGGAUCAUGUUCCAGGCUACAGAUGCACAACUAAAGGUCCCCUGGCUGCAUUUAUUGGGCUGCCAUACAGCAUGGCCGAACUUACACAGAUCUAUAGAUACCCACAUAUUAGUUAUGGAACCCAAGAUCCCGUUUUAGAAGACAAAAGAUUAUUCCCAUCUUUCUUUCGGAUUGUACCUAAUGACCGUGCUAUGUAUGAUGGAUUUGUACAGCUCCUCCAUUACUUCGGCUGGACAUGGGUCGGACUUGUUGCAUCUGACGAGGAGCACCAUUUGAAAAUAAGUCAGGAGCUACGGGCAGUGUUGCUCAAAAGUGGAAUAUGUAUUGCUUACUUUGCAGUUUUUCCAACCGAAGGUCUUUUUAACUUUAUACCUGUCUUUGAAAUCAUAGAGAAGUCAAAUGCCAAUGUGGUUAUUACUCUGUGUAGCCAGUUCAGUUUUCUGGAUAUUAUUUACACAGUCGCUAUACGUGGAGAGCUUGGGAGAGUCUGGAUCACACCAUCAUCACUUACAUUUUUCACACACAACUUAAUUGGUACUUAUCUUGGUGUUGUCAAUGGUUCCCUACAGUUUUCAGUACACAAAGAGGAAAUUCCUGAGUUUAAAAACUUUCUAUACAGCACCAACCCAACCACAUUUCACAAUUUUUUUACUGCUGCUUUUUGGAAUGAAUUAUUUCAUUGUCUCCCCCCAAACAAAACCACAUACUGGAAAAUAGUUAAUCCACUGCAUAAUUGCACUGGAGAGGAGUCAUUAAAUAAUGUUGAUGCUAAUCUUGAUGUAAAGACUCUCAGAGUAACGUACACUGUUUACAGAGCUGUAUAUUCAUUUGCUAGCGCAUUGCAUGAAAUGCUGUCAUCCACGCAAUAUUCUGGUCAGAAAUUAAAUCUAAUGAAAAAUUUUCAGCCUUCACAGCUGAGCCAAUACCUCAAAAACUUAGAUUUUCAAACAAAAGAUUUUCAUUCCGCAAAUCAAGGACAAAUAGGACACUAUGAUAUUAUCAACUGGGUGACAUCUAAUAGAACUAUUACCUUUAGUCAAGUUGGCAGCUUCCUCCCAUUUGCUCCUCCAGGGCAACAACUGAUAAUCAACAAAAGUGAUAUCAAAUGGAAUCUUUUCAUAUCAUCUCAGACUCCACUUUCAUUGUGCACCAAUCACUGCCCACCAGGAUUCAGGAAAGCUGCCAGGAAGGCAGAGCCCAUCUGUUGCUAUGACUGCAUUGCCUGUUCAGAAGGGGACAUAACCAACAGCACUGAUAUGGAAGAAUGUAUGGCCUGUUCUGAAGAUCACUGGUCAGAUGAGAAGAGGACUAUGUGUAUCUCAAGAACUAUCGAUUUCCUGUCCUUUUCAGAUGUACUGGGCAUAACUUUAGCUUUUGUUGCUAUUUUCCUUUGCCUUAUCUCCUUGGGAGUUCUGUCAAUCUUCCUAAAAUAUAGGAAUACAGCCAUAGUGAAAGCCAAUAACAGGGAGCUAAGUUAUAUUUUGCUUUUAUCACUAAUUAUGUGCUUUCUGUGCUGCUUUUUAUUUAUUGGACGUCCAGAGGCCUCAACAUGCUUCUUCCGUCAAGCAGCCUUCGGAAUCAUUUUUGCAGUCGCUGUAUCAGCAAUUUUAGCUAAAACCAUUACGGUUGUUAUUGCAUUCAAUGCUACCAAACCUGGGAGCCGAGCAAGAAAAUGGGUAGGAUCCAAUAUUUCUGCAUAUCUAGUGAGCCUGGGUGCAUUUGGAGAAGCAGUGAUUUGCCUUGUAUGGUUUCUCUGCUCACCGCCAUUUCCAGACUUUGAUACAACAGAAAAAUCUGCAAAGAUGACUCUUAAGUGUAAUGAGGGGUCAGAAGUUGCUUUCUACUGUGUAGUGGGAUAUGUGGGACUUUUGGCUGCUUUAAGCUUUGUUGUAGCAUUUUUAGCAAGGAAAUUGCCUGACACUUUUAAUGAGGCGACACAUAUAACUUUCAGCAUGUUGGUUUUCUGCAUUGUCUGGGUUUCAUUUAUUCCUGCUCAUGUGAGCGCCAAAGGGAAAUACACAGUGGCUGUUGAAAUAUUUGCCAUCCUUGCUUCCACUGCUGGACUUUUAGGUUGUAUAUUUAUCCCUAAAUGCCACAUUAUUGUGAUCAGACCUGACCUAAAUACCAAGGAACAUCUAAUUGGAAGAAAGCUGGCCAGUCUGAAAUUUUAG
Xenopus tropicalis (tropical clawed frog) is the source of this 2340-nucleotide messenger RNA. RefSeq names its product vomeronasal type-2 receptor 26. Lineage: Eukaryota; Metazoa; Chordata; Amphibia; Anura; Pipidae. The record is from RefSeq and is a predicted model, not a curated record. Gene Ontology annotation, molecular function: G protein-coupled receptor activity. Gene Ontology annotation, biological process: G protein-coupled receptor signaling pathway. The transcript is spliced from 6 exons. Gene Ontology annotation, cellular component: plasma membrane; membrane. Bases 1 to 2340 code for a protein of 779 amino acids.